Linnemannia hyalina is the source of this 3465-nucleotide messenger RNA. The record is from the annotation of a GenBank genome assembly. NCBI's taxonomy places the organism in Eukaryota, Fungi, Mortierellomycota, Mortierellomycetes, Mortierellales, Mortierellaceae.
AUGCCCGCGUCCAGCGGUCACUCCGAUGGUUAUCACAACCACAAUCACCAACAAUACCCACUUCCAACUGCCGAAGAAGAAGAAUUCGCCAGAAAAGAGGUCCUCCUCCGACAACCGGGUCUCCUCCAGGAGAUGCAUCUCGUCACCCAGAAACGUAUAUCUCUCCAACGGAAACCCUCUACCAAUCCCUCGGGUCCAGGGGCGCUCGGCACAACCCUCCCUUCCCUCUUUGUCAUCCUCCCCACUGUGGCCACCACUCCUCCGAGCCAUGUAGAUAACUAUAACCAUUUCUACAACAACAUCAUUCGUGUCGACCGCGACCGCCUUGAUUUCAGGCUGCAUUUUGUCUGUCAUUACGGUGAAGACGAUCAAGUAGAAGGAUGCUGUGAACUAGAAGGAGAGGGACAGGAUAGGACACUGCCGUCUUCGCCUCGGCUACAUAUCUGUGAGGACGACUCGCAUGGUUAUGCCAUCCAGGACACUUGGUCGUUUUGCGAAGAGUACAAGAUCUCCCUCCUCUCCCUCCUCCACGCCGCCCACGCCUCUUGUUCACCAUCUCAUAUCCAACAGCGGUAUAAGGACCAGUUCGUCCAUUACAACCUGCGUCAUCAUCAUCUCUGGGAGGAGGUAGGAGGUGGUACGAAUGGCACGGCAGCAGCGGCAGCAGCAGUCGCAUCCUUGCACCUUGCAUCCUCUCUGCCUUCGCCUCCUCUCUCGCCUGCGGGCUCGAUCAUCGACAGGAUCGAGAUUGCGAUCCUCUACCUCCUUCGUUACCACUUCUCGGAGCAGGACCUGCAGGAAAUCAGUCUUGAGAACGCGGAGGACGACUAUGAUGCCGACUCGUUGACACAGAUGCAGCUUUCGGAUAUUGCCUACUCGGACAAGGAGCGUGUCGUGGCAACCAUGUCGACUGACGGCAGGAUCCUCGGACCCUUGAGGCAGAAAAAUGGAUAUCACUAUACUACCGUCAACAACGACAACAACAAUGGGACAACAGCCAUGGAUAUGGGUGACGAUGCAACACCUAACGGCACAACUUCAACUGCCCACACAGGACCUGUUCAAUGGCUCUGCCCUACCCACAUCAACUGCCCAGCUGACACUUGGGACUUGUUCCGGAGUCUCUGCCACCCUGACCCGACCGACACAACGACGGCAAACAGCAUCGACUGCUGUGUCGAGACAGACCGUGCAAUUGAGGUUUCGUUCAGACAAAGGGAGCAUGCACAGCGGUUCUAUGGCGCCCUUCGGUCAAAGAAGUGUGUCGUCAAGCUCCGGAUCCAUUUCGAGUGGGAGGAUCUCAGUAACCAGGACCUAGCCGAGUUUGCGACUGCAGUCCGGGAAGCCAACUUGAGCGAUGUGACCCUAGACUGUUGCUGUUGCCCAGAGGGAGGACCUGACACCGGCGCAGUACCAGUGACAACAACGACAACAUCAACUGCUGGUCGGUCAGGAUCUGGCGUUGCCUCGGCAGCAGCUACAGGAACCAACACGUCUCGUCGGCAGAGUCAACAUGACCCCUCUUCAUCAACAUCCUCCCGACAACACGAAUACCAUCAUCAACAACAUCUUCGACAUGGAUUGAGCUUUGCGCCUCUUUUGGGUAUCCUCUAUAGCCCCUUUUUGGUCUCGUUCACGCUCGAAAACUUUGCAGGAUAUUUCCCGACUCUCCGGGACAGCAACUUCAACGUCCAUAAUCAUCAGGAGUACUCUUUUAACGACUAUCAACGCGAGCUGUUCAACGCCAACUACCAGCUCGGGACUGACACUCAACUUCGUCUGCCCUUCACCAACUCGCUCCAUGUCUUGGUCUUCAGUCGGUGCAGUCAGACAGCAUACGCCCGAGAGAUUUCAUCCAUGUUGCUGCAUUCGCCCAACCUGACCGAGCUGCAGAUCGAGUGCGACAAUAUCGACUCUGUCCUGCCAGCGGUCGCGGAUGCUACACAGCAGUUUCGCCAGGUGUUGUUCUUGAAGCUGAGCGAGUCCUCGUGGGAGAGUGUCGAGAUUACGUUCAAACGGUUACCAGUAAAAUCGAUCUCGGACAUGGAUGUUGACGAGAGCGGCAAUGAGGACAGUGGGGAGAUGGAGCAACAGUCAGACUCGGAUCCCAAGGUCGUCGACCUUAUCCUUCAGCAAGAGCAACAAGAACAACGACAACAAGAACAACGGCAACAAAAGAAGUCUCGGUCAAAAGCUCGAAAUCGUCCAUCCUCGUCACCCUUCCCAGCGGUCAACGACGUGCAAAUGAAGCUUUACAACUCUUUCAAGAAAUGGCAGCCCAUUAGCGAACUCGCCCGCAAGACCCGUCGUCCUCCUUGCCCGAUCCUCCAGAUGUGCGGCGCCAUCGAGAACCUGACGACAUAUUGCUAUCUCCGUCUCUGGGAGGAUCACCAGGAAGCGUUUGGACGACUGUUGGAGUACAACCCACGGCUUCAAGGGCUGGAGCUGAUGUGUGAGACGCCUUCGAUUCCACACCUGUGGCGGUUCCUUGUCGCGCGCCAUUCCGCUUCCCAAAGCAGUCUCCCACCGGAAGAGCAGUCCUUCUUGAAGUUGCGGGUCAACGAUGAGGACUGUAGCUUGAUGGCUGUUACGCGGAACAUCAAUGUCUUGGUCUUGCACUCGUACUCUUUUGACCACCGGGAACCCCAUCGGGAGUUGUUGAGGUCAUUGGGGGAUAUCACGCCGGUGCUUUGUUUCGGAUCCAACUUCCAGGACGCUGGCCAGAUGGAGCUAUUGAAGGAGCACCUGGAGGUGGAUGGACUCAUGUUCACAAACGUGACCUGGGUCCUAGGCAGGCGCAUACCCUCGGACGCGUUCUUAAAGUCUCUGAGGCAGAUCCUGACGACGGCCAGUCAACGGGACCAAUUGGAGUGGUUCACGAUCCGGGUGUAUGCUCCGUUGUUGAAGGUGCCCGAUCUGAUCAGCUUGUGGAACGCGGUUGUUGCAGAAGCGCCCCUGAAUGAAGCUGAACAUGGUACCUGGAUCCGGAGAACUCUAGGACUCGAGCUGCCUCUUUCUGCUCCACCUGAUCAGAAUGGAUCAACACUAGUCCCAGUAACAGGAGUACCCUCUUCAACAGUGAUUAUAACCCAGGAGGAAAUGACGGCGGUCUCUGUCAAGGAAAUCCAAGACCGGGCCUCAGGCCUGAACCGCGGCUCAUCCUCUUACCCAUCCUCGUCCCCGACUACCACCAGUACUCCCGCCCCCCAACGGCUACGAUUCUACCCUUCCACCGACUCUUCCACACCCACAUCUACAGGCGGAGGACCCACAGAACGGGAGACUGGCAAAUCGAGCAAUAUGUUUCCUCUAGAUAGUGAGCAUACGUUGGUGUUGUCGUCCUCCCAUCGCUUUUAUUCAUCGCUGUCGAGCUCUGGCUCUUCGGUGGCGAGCCCUCCUCACUCGGCCGAGACGCAUUCCCUGUCACUGUUGAAGAUCCGGCAGUCUGUUCCUGGACCCCCAUGA